AUGAACAGCAGAUCUCGCCCCGCUGCAGCUGCGGGACGUCGGGCUUCACUCAGAGUUCCCGGCUUGCUCCACCGGGUGAGGAUGUGCUUUCGGUUUUGCCCGGGGACUAAGGCGGUGGAUCCCGGGCUGGGCCGGGGCGGGGCGGGGCGAGGCGGCCGGGCGCGGUCUCGGGUAGAGACGAGUGGGCGGCCCGGGGACUUAAUUCGAAAGAGUUUGCCUGGAGGGCUACACGUGAGCCGAGCCGCUGCUCCAGUGCUGGCCAUGGUGGCCCCAUGCGGAGAGCCCAAGGAUAUCUUCCUCAUUGCCACAUUGAUUGGCCUCAGCCAGCUCCAGUGGGCCACGAGCCUUCCUGUGCCCCAACCCGAACCCAGCAUGCCUCAGUGUCUCACAGCCUCCAAGAACCUAGUGGAGGCUACAAAUGAAAUUCUCCAGAAGUCAAGAAAGAUACUUGAGCUUUAUCCUUGCUCCUUGGAAGAAAUUGAUCACGAAGAUAUCACUAAAGGCAGAAGCGACACCGUGAGGGCUUGCUUGCCCCCAGAAUUCAUCAAGGUAGAGAUGACAUCUGGGUUUUGUUUUCCUCUUCAAAAGAAUUUCAUUUGUAACCCAGUGGGGCAGAGCUUGAUCACUAACGUCCUCUUCUCUGAUUCUAGAACGGAAGUUGCCUGGUUUCCAGAUUUGUGCCUGAGAAGCAUCUAUGAGGACCUGGAGACCUACAAGGCUGAGUUUAACGUGAUCAAGAAAACUCUCACAAAGGACCCUGCCAAGCAGAUUUCUGUGGAUCUCAACAUGUUGGCUGCCAUUGAGGAGAUGAUGCAGGCCCUGAAUUUCAACAGCAAAAAUGUGCCCCUGAUCUCUUCACCCAAAGAAUCUGACUUUUACAAGACUAAAGUCAAGCUCUGUGUCCUCCUUCAUGCCUUUCGAACCCGGACCGUGACCAUCGAUAGAAUGAUGAACUACCUGGCUCCCUCCUAAGGAGCCCAUCGUCCAAUGGCUUCAUGGGCAUUGGGAUAAGAGCAAAGCCUAGUUCUGAAGAGCAUCACCAUUAUUGAAAUCCCAAAGGAAUUCCUAUGAUUCAUUGACCAAUCACAGUUUUUCUUGAGAAAGGGUUGGGGAACGAGGGAAGGGGUGGGAAUGGCUGGGCUCAAUUGCAUCUCACUUAAAUUAUUCUAUUUAUAUUGCAUGUGUUUACAUUCUCCAUGGCGCAAUCCAUGAAGGUUGUGGCCAUCCUCAAUAAGAGCCAUUAUUUGAUUACUUUACUAGGUUUACAAUGGAUGGAAUCUUCUUGGUUUUCUUGACUAGAAUUGCCGAUGACUUUGAAUGUUUUGACCAAAUAUCUUCCUCUUUUUUUUUUUACUUUGUUAGACAAACCAGGUAUUUAUAAGCUAUUUCUGUACCCAAAUGUUCUCGGAAUUGUGGAACACUUUUGAAUGUAUUCAGAAAUAUUUAUUCAGAAUUAUUUAUUCAGAAUUAUUUAUUUAUACCUUUAGAGGUUAUUGUGGAAACAUGCUGAGAAGUAACUUAUAUUUAUUUAUAUUUAUUCAAGUAUUUAUUCUCC
Molecule: messenger RNA, 1555 nt
Organism: Monodelphis domestica (gray short-tailed opossum)
Lineage: Eukaryota; Metazoa; Chordata; Mammalia; Didelphimorphia; Didelphidae
Source: RefSeq, a predicted model, not a curated record